Ceraceosorus guamensis is the source of this 693-nucleotide messenger RNA. RefSeq lists its product as hypothetical. The coding region runs from base 109 to 639 and encodes 176 amino acids. The transcript has a single exon. The record is from RefSeq and is a predicted model, not a curated record. NCBI's taxonomy places the organism in Eukaryota, Fungi, Basidiomycota, Exobasidiomycetes, Ceraceosorales, Ceraceosoraceae.
CACGGGUCAAGAUUCUCUUUACUCGGCAUGAGCGCCCCUUGAACAGGCACGAGGUUAGAUAGAUGCACACCACACACUGCCUCCUCUGCACUUGGUGAACCUAUACGCAUGGCGGUGCCAAGGCAGCAGGUACAUGGUGGACUCAGCUCAGGACUCAAGUGGCCUGUGGGAAUGAUGGUAGCGGGCACGUCACUGCUUGCAUCAACCCUGCUGCGCGUGUGUCCUCAGCGUCGGACACGAGCAAACGCUCUUUGGAGAGAGAUCUGUUUGACCCGAUGCGGUGUCCAAUUCAGGCACCCGUACCCUCGACAUAUACACGUAGCACAACAACAUCGAUCAGCAAGCACACGCGCGGACGCCGUGGCUCAUGCGUCCCGGCCCGAGCUUUCUACAGCUAUAGGUAAGUUUGGGCUCCGCUGUAGGGCCGAGGGUCACAGAACGUGGGCGCCGGUUGGGAUUGCAAGGAUAUACAGGAAAUCGCGAAUUUUGAAUGAAGCAUAUAGGAUGGCCAAGGGUCAAAGCACGUACAUGGAAAUGAGAUCAAUGAUUGGUAUAGGAGCGGCGCCAAGCAAGCCAGCCCCGCGUCUCGUGAAUUGGCGAUUCCUAUAUGAAGCUGCUGUAGGAGACCCAUGCAGAUGAUCCGUCAGACGCUCGAGUACUCAUGUCGUGCCGCUUUCGUGACUCCGACAUCGU